AAGCACACUAAAUUAAGAACCGGUUCUGUUCACCUUGAUCGGUCCAACUUACCCCGAAACCACCGGUUCACUUUUUUGUCUUUCUAAUUUUUUUAUUUUUUUUUUAAUUUUUUUCUUUCUUGUUCUUCUUCUUUCUCUUCUUAUCUCGUUUUUCACAUAUACUUUCUCUCUCGAACACCGACCCACCCACAAAUACACCGACCCGAAAAUUGAACGAGUCAAGUUCAGCUCCGAACCCGUUUAGCUACCUCAAAUGAACGAUGAAUCUGGUUUUGAAGUUUUGAACUGUGUUGUUUGAUUUUGAAUUGGAGAAGGAAGUUAAAAAUAUAGGGUUAGGGUUUUUCUGUAAAGCAUUGGUUUAGUUUGAGGGUAUAUUGGGAAUUGAUUGUUGUUAGGGUUUGGAUUGAGACGGGAAGAUUGGCGUGGGUUAGAGGAUAAUGUGUAUACUGUGUGUGAUUCAGAAGUGUUCUCGCCGGGUUGCUACAAUGCUACCUUGGUUGGUUAUUCCUUUGAUUGGUUUGUGGGCACUUUCUCAGCUUCUGCCACCUGCUUUUAGGUUCGAGAUUACUUCGCCUAGACUGGCUUGUGUUUUUGUGUUGUUGGUUACUCUGUUUUGGUAUGAGAUUUUGAUGCCUCAGUUGUCGGCUUGGAGGGUGAGGAGGAAUGCUAGGCUUAGGGAGAGGAAGAGGUUUGAAGCUAUAGAAAUGCAGAAACUGAGGAAGACAGCUACUAGGAGGUGCCGCAACUGCUUGAAUCCUUAUAGGGAUCAGAACCCUGGUGGGAGUCGGUUUAUGUGUUCCUAUUGUGGGCAUCUUUCUAAGAGACCAGUUUUGGACUUGCCUGGGUUGCAAGAGUUGCAGAUUUCGAAUACUGGUAUAGUUAAGGAUUUUGUUGGAAAAAGUGGUAAGAUAUUGAAUGGCAAGGUUUGGUCUGAAAAUGGGUGGAUGUGCAGUCAGGACUGGUUGGAGAAUGGAAAUUGGGCUGGUGGUUCUGUUUUAGGUAAUCCUAUCAACUGGAAGCUGUAUGGGAAUUGCAGUGUUUUUGGGGGAGAUGAGCAUUGUUUGACAUCCAGGUCAUAUUCUGGAAUUCUGGUUUUUGUUUGCAGGCUUUUGGCAUCUUUUUUCUUGACCAUUAGGUGGCUUUGGAGAAAGAUAUUUAGAAUUCGUUCAAGGGAAGAGAAUGGGGAAAACCUCAUGGCAAAAAGGGAUGAGAAUGGGGAAAACCCGAAUGAAAGUAGAGUGGAAAGAGCACGCAGGAAAGCCGAGGAGAAAAGACAGGCUAGGCUAGAGAGAGAACUUUUGGAGGAGGAAGAGAGAAAACAGAGGGAAGAGGUUGCAAAGUUAGUGGAGGAGCGUAGGAGGCUGAGAGAUGAGACAAUGGAAGCUGAAAAAGAUAAGAGCAAAUUAUCACAUACCAGUAAGGAGAAAGACCGAAGGAAGGAAGCUGAAAAGAAGCGCCAGGAAAGAAGAAAAGAGAAAGAUAAAGGGUCUAGUAAGAGCAAUUCUGAUGUAGAAGAGAUUGAAAAAAGUGCUACCAAAGAAAGUGAGCGAAAGCGGGAGUUUGACAAAAAGAGUGAAACUGAUCGUAGAGAGCAUCAGAAAUCUGGAUUAGAGAGUGGCAAAGGACAUAGUACAGAUACUGCACAUAGUAAAAAUUUUGUUGCAAACAGUUAUAACCGAGGAAGUACUGGGACAAGGUACCUUGAUCGCAUGCGUGGUACAAUUUUGUCUUCUUCAAAAGCACUUGGUUUUGGAAAGGGUGCUAAUAUUCCUGCUACUGUGGUGAAAGAAAGCAAGUCUAACAAUUCCGUAGAUCAUGUUCAUACUGCUUCCAGCAGGAGAGAUAUAUUUCCUCCUGAACGUCCAGCUGCUAAAUCCAAUUUGAAUGGAGAUGCUAAGAAUAUCAAUCAUUCUGUUCUCCCUGAACCACAGCCACGGGCUGUACCUAAAAUGUCAUGGCAGCAAUUAUUUACUCGUUCCUCAUCUGUUCCUAAAUCCUCAAAUUCAAAUGUAAUAUGUAGACCAAAUUCCAAAAGUCAAGUUGAAGCCAAAAGCCCUCAGUUAUCUGGCCAGGCACCAAUUGCACAAUCAUUUAACAACCCAAUUCAGUUUGGUCUUCCAUCACCAUUUAAUAUUUCUACUCAUCUUAAUGGUUCAACUAGUAGUAGUAGUAGUCUAGGUUUCUCUCCUGCAAUUGAACCUGUAUUAUCCCCUGUUGUAAAUACAUCACAUGAGUUUAGGUAUGAAGAGCAAGAGCUUUUUGAAGACCCCUGUUAUGAUCCAAAUCCAUUAUCCUUGCUUGGACCUGUUUCUGAGUCACUUGAUAAUUUUCAGUUGGAUUUCGGAAGUGGCUUUAUGAAAGACACAGAAGUAAUUAAACCUCGCUCUUUAAGAAACACAUCUGGUACUGACGUCAACAAGCCAUCUCCAAUUGAGUCCCCAUUGACCCGAGAAAAGAAUAACAGUUCUAAUAGAUUUACUAGUACCCCCCAGGCCCAAGACAUACAUCCAUUUCCUUUGGAUGAUGCAGCUGCAAUUGAGAAGGGAACAUGGCAGAUGUGGAGUAGUUCACCUCUUGGUCCGGAAGCUUUAGGUUUUGUUGCUGGCCCAGAAAGUUGGCUUUUGUCCUCACAAAGGAACCUACCAACCAUUGGUACCUUUAUUCCCCCAGCAUGUCAGAAGACUGCAGCUACUGUUUUUAACAAAGACGAUAAUAUAAUUUCCAGUAGCUAUUCUGCGCAGAAUGUUUUUCUUCCUAAUGGUAACAGUGGAAGGACCAUCAGCCCCGUUGCAGUUUCAACUGGUUAUGAUCCUUGGUUACAAAAAGGUCUCUUUCCACCUAUACCUUCCGGCCUUAAAACUCAUGAGACUGCUCAGAAUGAAAUGAUAUAUGGGAGUCCAAGUGGAUCUUCUAGCAGCAAUGUGCUCGAGUGUUCUCCAGCUAACGGUUGGUCCAAAAAUGAAUGGUUUGUACAUGGUUCUGGGCAAAGCAUAGGGAAUUCAUCUGCGUCAAUUCUCCAUAAUGGUAGUCCAAAGUAUCCAUCAUCAGAUGUACAUUCAUUUUGGUCAUCUGAUUAGAAAGAUGGUAGUGACAGGGUAAGAGGGACUUUAUAAACUAAACUGUUCUUAAGGCCAAUUCCAUUUUUUUGGGGGUGGGGGAGUCUAGAAUACUGGAAGCAUUGUAUCUUCCUUUCUUGUUUAUGAAGGAAGGUUGAUGUUUACUUAAUGUUAUAGCAUCGAUAGGAUUACAUGCACGUUGUGCAUGGCUUUUCUAAGGCAGGUAACAGAGGUGUCCCCUUUUUGAUAUGAAAUUGUUCUUUGGAGAAUGGAAAGUUCACAUUCCCUCCCUUGUCACUAUCUUCAAUUAUGACAUCUUAAUGAAAAAUAAAACUUAUACUAA
Messenger RNA from Trifolium pratense (red clover), 3399 nucleotides. Its product is annotated as stress response protein NST1-like. Bases 438 to 3077 code for a protein of 879 amino acids. The record is from RefSeq and is a predicted model, not a curated record. Lineage: Eukaryota; Viridiplantae; Streptophyta; Magnoliopsida; Fabales; Fabaceae. The transcript is spliced from 4 exons.